Neurospora crassa OR74A is the source of this 1257-nucleotide messenger RNA. RefSeq lists its product as hypothetical. The record is from RefSeq and is a predicted model, not a curated record. Bases 1 to 1257 code for a protein of 418 amino acids. The transcript has 5 exons. NCBI's taxonomy places the organism in Eukaryota, Fungi, Ascomycota, Sordariomycetes, Sordariales, Sordariaceae.
AUGUCAGCCAUGGAUAUCGUUUCCACGGUGACCAUCCUCAUCAACCUUGGAAUGGAAAUCAAGUCUCGACUGGACUCUCUCAACCAAGCCGCUGAAGAGCUUCAGCUGCUGACCACCAAUCUGUCUUUCUUGUUGAACGUGUUUAAGGACCCUGUGAACGAGGACAUCAUCCAGGGCCAAUGCGCGUUGGAUAUCGAACUUGCUGGAGCGUCAAUUGCGACCAAGACCGAGUCGGGUGGGAAGAAGUUUUUCAAGCGAAUAUGGGCUUUCAACAAGAUUCCCGACCUUCUCGCGGACAUUCAACGCAAGGCCGACCAACUCCAACGGGCGUACAGCGCGGUGUCUAUCGUAUUUCUCCAGCACAUCAAGGUGCAACAAGGACGGACGAGUGGGAAGGAAACUGUUGAAUCAUCCACCGUCUUCAAGGCAUGUUACGGGGGCCAGUACAUCAUUACGGCAGGUGUGGGUUCGAAUGCUAUUGUCUUUUCCACCAGGCCGGUCAAGGAUUCCUUCAGCAAGAUGCUACGCGACGACGACAACCCCUCAAGUUCUAUCAUACCGGAAUUUGAAUGCACGCUUUUGGGGCCGUCGACGGCAUUCUCCCACCCACCGAAAGUUGGAGAAAAGGUUCAGGUCGAGUACGACGGACUUUGGUACGAUUCGAGAGUCACGGUAGUGGACGGCGAUGAGAUCGAGUUUGACAAUCCUGGAUCGGAUGACGAAUAUGGGAGUGACGGCUUUUUCUUUCCUGAGGAGCAGUUGACGGAACUCGGAAAGGGCAUGCGGCGGCUGUGGCGACCAUGGCGGAGAAACAUGCAAAGGUACGACGUGCGACCUUAUCGUUGCUUCCAUAUCGGCGACACUGUCGAGGCACCCGUCAUGUACCCGGACUUCCGAUACCAUUACCAUGUUACCGACAACUCGGAACUGUACCUUCCUGCUCGGAUUGUCGACGUCCAAAGCGACCAGUAUGUGAUCGAAUUCAGCCCGGCGCUUUCGGUUCACAGUUGGUGGCCAGGGAGGAUACCCAAAGGUGAACAAAUAGACCUGGUGCCAGGAUCAGGCAUCAAGGUAGAGAAUCCGUUCGACUUUAACCGCGUGACGGUAGGCAUGGAUCGGGUACGUCCUUUCUCUCCGGGGCCACGUCCGGUUCUGGGCAUUCAGUCAGCGAAGCCGGCUGGGUGGAGUUCAUUUCAGGGCGUUCGUCUCUGCAAUCUCGAGGAUCUUUUGGAGCGGAGUCUUUGGGACAACUUGUAG